Messenger RNA from Esox lucius (northern pike), 6491 nucleotides. RefSeq names its product anaphase promoting complex subunit 1 (gene anapc1). The transcript has 48 exons. The record is from RefSeq and is a predicted model, not a curated record. Gene Ontology annotation, biological process: anaphase-promoting complex-dependent catabolic process; metaphase/anaphase transition of mitotic cell cycle; protein K11-linked ubiquitination. Gene Ontology annotation, cellular component: anaphase-promoting complex. Gene Ontology annotation, molecular function: molecular adaptor activity. Lineage: Eukaryota; Metazoa; Chordata; Actinopteri; Esociformes; Esocidae. Bases 232 to 6144 code for a protein of 1970 amino acids.
UCCUGAUUGGUUAAAAAAUUUAGGUGAAGAAUCUCGGGACAGCAAGAUGUCCGCGCACAUUUGAAAAACUGAUGUAUAUUCUUAUAUUAGGGGUUGCUUUAAAUAGUUUUUAUGUUGACAAUACUGAUUACGUGGUACUCAAGAAAGAGUCAUAUAAAGAAAAGACAAGGACUCCGAGACAAGAGCCAGAAUAUUCGUUACUAACAGAAAUAAUGCUGAUAUCUGGAACUCAUGUCGAACGUCUAUGAAGAGAGAGCCACAAUGAUAGCCGCAGUGGAAUUGCAGUCGUUUGUCCCAUUUGGCCGUGAGCACUGCAAGAACCACCCGAAUGCUGUGAAUCUGCAGCUCCGGCAGCUGCAGCCAGCCUCUGAUCUCUGGUCCUCAGAUGGAGCGGCAGGUUUGGUGGGGUCACUCCAGGAGGUCACUCUACAGGAGAGGGAGAGGGAAUGCUGGUUGCUGAGUAAGGGUUCCAGUGCGGACAGUGAUGAGGUUGAGUAUGAGGAAGAGCUCUAUGCAGCCGGAAACAUGGUCAUAUGGAGCAGGGGGAGCACGAGUCAAGCCUCCCAUGUGUACAAGGCUUUCACUGUGGACAGUCCAGUCCAACAGGCAUUGUGGUGUAACUUUGGUAUUCCACAAAAGAAUAAAGAUGAGAAGGAGAUUAUGGAGCAGACAGUGUGUAUUGUCCAAAGUAGCUGUGUCAAUGUGCACAGUUCAACAGGGAAGGAUUUUAUCUCCCCUUUACCCUUUCAGGUCUCUAAGCUGUGGCCCACUAAGUUUGGUCUGCUGUUAGAGCGCAGAAAUCCUGCCUCAGAUGCUCCCCUGAGUCCGCCCAGGGAACCUCUUCCCACAGUUUUCAGCAUGCUGCAUCCCCUGGAUGAGAUUGCCCCUCUGGUGUGCAGACCUACAGGUCUGUUCGAAGCUGCUCGUGUGCAGUACGUCUCUGACAGCACCAUGAAAAUCAUCUUCUCCAGCUGCGAGCCCUCCAUAGUCAUGACGUAUGACACGGUGCAGGGUGUACACUCUGUGUGGGCGCUGCGCAAAGUCACUCCGGAAGAACAGUCCACAGUGCUGAAGUGUACGGAGCAGGUAGCCACACCCCAGGGCCUGUUGCCGCCAAGCUUUCUGACAACACACCUGAGGAAUGUCUCCAGGAUGGACUCCCCUGGAUCCCCCUUCCAUUGCCAUGCCAUGCAAAACCAAAACAGGAUGACUUCGUCCCCAGGACUGCACUCGCGGACGCACUCUCCCAGCAUCUCCAGCAUGGCUGCAUUAAGCCGCUCCCACUCCCCUGGAAUGGCAGCGCCCUCUUUCCAGGUUGCGGCCCGGUUCAACAUGUCGUACCACUCGUCGUCCCCUAGAGGCCACAGCUUCCUGCACUCGCCCAACAGCACUGCCAGCGAGUCCGUGCUGGUCCCAGAGAUGGAGCCCAUAGGGCCUGACCUAUGCAUCGAGCAGCUGUGGAGUGAAACGGCUUCCUCCCACAAGGAGAUGAGUUGUCAGGCCUCCAAGGUCUUCAUCACCUCUGACCUCUGUGAGAACAAGUACCUGUGCUUUCUUGUGGAGUCUCACCAACAUCUCCGAUGUUUGAAAUUCAUUGAAAGCAACGAUUCCUCACAACUCAUCUUUGCAUCUGUUGCCACUUUCCCUGCAAAAGAUGCAGCCCCAUUGCAGGAUAUAGAUGCAAUGCUUGUUCUGGAAGCCAAUGGAAGCCUGGUUCUGUACACCGGAGUGACAAGGGUGAGCAAGGUGUUUGUUCCUGGCCUCCUGUCUCCCCCCUUCAGCCUGUCCAACAACAUAGCCCAACUGAGCACCCCCAUGGAGAGUGUUAGUACCCCUGCCAAGGCCUCUGGGAGACACAUAAGAAGACUAGAGGAGGCGUCCAUGCCUUCCCCGCUAUCGGAGCCGAGGGGCUCCACGAAGCACCACGAGACUUCGUGGCUGGAUGACUACACCUUCCAACAGUCUGUACCCUACAUCCAGGCCCUCCGAGACCCCGUCAGCCGCAGAGUCACCCUGGAGCUGAGCAAUGGCACAAUGCUGAGGAUAACCAUCCCUGAAAUUGCUACCUCGGAGCUGGUGAGGAAGUGUCUCCAGGCGGUACGCUUCAUCCUGCCCAAGGAGACGGCCAUGAAGGUGCUGGUGAAGUGGUAUAACAUCUACAACGCCCCCGGGGGGCCCAGCGCACACCUGGAGUGGAACCUGUUCGUCACCUGCUUCAUGACUCUCAUGGGCUACAACACAGAGCGGCUGGGAUGGACGCGAAACCUCCAUUUUGAAGUGCCCCUUUCUCCUGUGAUCGCACCAAAGAAGGCCCGGCAGUCAGACACAGGGUCUGAUGAGGACUGGGACUACAUGAGGUGCUCAGACUACCACAGACAGGUGGUUUUCAGGCAUGUGUGUGGUGCUGUGAGUCUGGAUUCUGCGGACAGCUCGGGUUGUGGGGAGCCCCUGGCUUCCACUCCGGCCCUACGCCUGGACCCAUCAGCCCCGCUCUUCCCCCACCUCCCGGCCCUGUUCUAUGUGCUCCACCUGCUGUACGAGGAGCUGAAGCUGGAUGAGCUGCAGAGGAGCGGCGGGCGGUUGCUGGUUGGCCUCCUACAACAGCUGGCCAGGGACCUGCAGCUGGAGGAGUAUAUCGACCUGUACUGGCGAGAUUACCCCUCAUUCAUCACUACGUUUAAAGAGUCCUGCAUUAUCGAUCAUGCCCAGAUGGAGCAGAUGCUGCGUCCGUCUUUUCUGAGGGCGGAGCCUACAUGUGUGUUCAGCUGGUUCAGCGGGUGUCUGAGGGGAGACGUGGUAGCGCCGUUCCCCUACCUGCCCGGCAUCUGUGAGAGGACCAAACUUCUGGUGCUGAGUUACGCCCUGUACAUCGUUGGAGAUGACAAUGCAACUUCCGUAGAUGUUUCAAAGUAUCUAGCCAAGCUCUCCGCAGUUUCUGUGCUGGGACAGCUCACCCACAGUCCUCACAUGGAGACUCUCCUCUUUCUCACAGGUCAGAAGAAGACUGGCACUGAAUCGUCUUUGAGGAGACAGGGCAGUAUGAAGUCUGAUGCGCCAAAUGAAAGUUUGGCUGAAAAGCUUGUGGUUUGGCUAACAUCAGCUGGUUUCACAUUGAAAGACCUUGAGUCUGUGCCCUUUGGUGUGGCUCUGCCUAUCAGAGAUGCUAUCUACCAGUGCCGAGAGCAUCCCUGCUCCGACUGGUCAGAGGAAGUUUGCCUGCUGAUUGGGCGACAGGACCUCACCAAGCAAGCACACAAAGUUACACUCGCAAAAGGCAAACCUGUAAGUACGGUGGGUCCAGGGUUGACGCGGGAGGCUCCAGCCACCACAGAGGCAGACGAAGAGGAGGACGGCAUGACUGAUCUGAACCAGGACUUGAUUGGUCUCAUCUGGAGCCAGGACCUGCGUGUCCAGGAGGCCCGGCGGCUCCUGCAGAGCUCCCGACCCGUCAGGGUCAGCGUGGUCCACCUGCCCGAGGUCAGCGACCAUGAGUACAUAGAGGAGAAGGAGAACAAACUGCUGCAGCUGUGCCAGCGUACCAUGGCUCUGCCAGUGGGCAGAGGCCUUUUCACCCUGUUCUCCUACCACCCUGUGCCAACAGAGCCCCUCCCAGUGCCCAAACUCAACCUUACUGGUCGUGCCCCCCCUCAGAACACGAUGGUGGAUCUGAACAGUGGGAACAUUGAUGUCCCCCCGAACAUGACCAGUUGGUCAAGCUUUCACAAUGGAGUCGCGGCGGGCCUGAAGAUUGCCCCUGCCUCCCAGGUGGACUCUGCCUGGAUCGCUUACAACAAGCCCAAGAGUCCUGAGCUGGCCAAUGAGUAUGCAGGUUUCCUCAUGGCCUUGGGGCUCAAUGGACACCUCACCAAGCUGGCCACUCUCAACAUACAUGAUUACUUAACCAAGGGCCACGAGAUGACGAGCAUCGGGCUGCUCCUGGGUGUGUCUGCGGCCAAGCUGAGCACCAUGGACAUGUCAAUCACCCGCCUGCUGAGCAUUCACAUCCCCGCGCUUCUCCCUCCCACCUCCACUGAGUUGGACGUGCCUCACAACGUACAGGUGGCGGCCGUGGUGGGCAUCGGCCUGGUCUACCAGGGCACCGGGCACCGCCACAACGCCGAGGUGCUGCUCGCUGAGAUCGGCCGACCCCCCGGUCCGGAGAUGGAGUACUGCACUGACAGAGAGUCCUACUCCCUGGCCGCCGGCCUGGCCCUGGGCAUGGUGUGUCUGGGGCAUGGCAGUAACCUGAUCGGUAUGACUGACCUGAAUGUGCCGGAGCAGCUGUACCAGUACAUGGUGGGGGGGCAUCGCCGUACCCACGCUGGCAUCAACAGAGAGAAACACAAGUCCCCCAGCUACCAGAUCAAGGAGGGUGACACCAUCAAUGUGGAUGUGACCUGUCCUGGAGCGACCCUAGCCCUGGCCAUGAUCUACCUGAAAACCAACAACAGGUCUAUCGCUGAUUGGCUGAAGGCCCCAGACACAAUGUUCCUCCUGGACUUCAUUAAACCAGAGUUUCUGCUUUUGAGGACACUGGCCAGGUGUAUCAUCAUGUGGGAUGAGAUUCUCCCCAACUCUGAGUGGGUGAGCAGCAAUGUGCCUCAGAUAAUCCAAGAGAACAUUGGGAACCCGGUGGUUUCGGAGGACUUAAACAUGGAGACCCUGGCCCAGGCCCAUGACUACAUCACCGCCGGAGCCUGCAUGGCUGUGGGAUUCCGAUUCGCCGGCUCGGCCAACUCUGACGCAUUUGACUGCUUGUACAAGUUUGCGCGGGGUUUCAUGCAGAGCUUGACGUCGGCGAACGCGACGGUCACGGGCCACUAUAACCUCCAGACCUGUCUCAGCAUGGUGCUGCUGGCCGUCUCCAUGGUGAUGGCCGGCUCCGGAAACCUCAAGGUCCUGCAGCUCUGCCGCUUCCUCCACAAGAGGACCAGCGGGGAGAUGAACUAUGGCUUCCACAUGGCCCACCACAUGGCCCUGGGCCUGCUCUUCUUGGGAGGAGGGAGGUACACGCUCAGCACCACCAACUCUGCCAUCGCUGCCUUGCUCUGUGCUCUCUACCCCCAUUUCCCAGCCCACAGCACAGACAACCGCUACCACCUACAGGCCCUGCGUCACCUGGGGGUCCUUGCUGCAGAGCCACGUCUGCUGGUUCCAGUCGAUGUGGACACACUGAAACCCUGCUAUGCCCUCCUGGACAUCACAUACAAGGAGACUCAGUGGUAUGAGGAGACUACGGUGGAACUGAUGGCCCCCACCAUGUUACCAGAGUUGCAGCUCCUCAAAAAGAUUAAAGUAAAAGGGCCGAGAUACUGGGAGCUAUCCAUUGACCUGAGUAAAGGAACUCAACAUCUACAGUCCAUUCUGUCCAAAGACGGGGUUUUGUAUGUGAAGCUGCGUGCAGGACAGCUGCCUUACAAGGAUGACCCUCGGGGCUGGAAGAGUCUGUUAGCUCCCAACGUCAACAACAGGAACUCGGAAGUCCGCACAUUCAAGCCUGAAGCCAUCUCUACCUUCACCUCUGAUGCUGCCUUGGUCUCCUUUGCUGAAUACUUCUGUAAAGCCUCGGAGAGCAUGAAGCAUAAACAGGACACGUUGGCCGUGUUUUCUACCAUUCUAUAUGAAUGUGUCACUCAGGAGAACCCUGAAAUGUUGCCCACCUACAUCGCUGUUGAUCAGGCGGUGCAGGCCCUGGAGGAGACAGAGAUGUGUGAGACGUUUGCUCUGUGGCAGAUGAGACUGGUGUUGGAGCUGUGUGAGAGCAGGGCCCUGCAACAGCGCCUGAGGGAUGGGCCGCUGGGCCGGGGGCUUCUGCUCAGCUCCGAGUUCCUGCCCGUCAUGAAGAACUCUGCCGAUGGCACGCUGGACGGCUGGCUCUCUGAUAACAGCCACGUGUUGACGGCGUACAUGAGUGGCCAGCCCCUUACUGAGGAUAUGCUGUCUAAUAUGCUGGCGUGCUUCCUGGUCUACCAUUCCAUCCCCUGCCACAAGAAAAUGUUUUCCACUCACCUGGAAGGAAGUACAUCGUUCCCUGAGCUCCUGUUGAAGUUCAGCCAGCUAGGGAUACCUGUCCGUGCCCUUCUGCGUCUGGGCCCUUUGAUCCUGGGCACUGCCCUCUUCCGGACGGGGCAGCAGGCCUGUUGAUAUUACCCUUACAUUUGACCUCUCGUCUUGGUCUUUACCCAUGCCUCAACCCACAAGGAUAAUUUUUUGUUGAAGCUUGCAAGAAAUGGACUUGAUAGGAUAUUAAAUAUCUUGUUAAAGGCUUGAUUAAUACAUAUUGUAUGUAACAUGUUUGUAAUGUGUUUUAAGUAUUGAAUAAAACAUUACAUAAAUGGUGAUUUCAGACUGAUGAAGAGUUUGCACUAAAUGUAAAGUGCUUUGUUUACAUGGUGAAUGAAUAACUUUUGGGGAGCUGGGCACCUCCAUAUACUUUGAAUGUUCCUUAAUCAAACAUGUCUAGAACAAUCAUUCACUGAGAACAUGGCAAC